GCUCCACUAUCAAUUUGUGGAGGGCAGAUAUCAUUGGCCCAAAUCCAUACCUAGAGUGGAUCGGGUCUCUGUCAUAGGGCUCCUUCCAUAGACGAAUCUCCCUGGCCAGCGGCGUGUUCGUUUCAGGAAUCGAAACCUGAAAUCUCACGAUUCCUGGGAAUUCAUCACCUACGAUACUGGAAAGGAAAGAUGUGGCAUGAAGCGAGGAAGUCGGAGAAGAAAGUCCAUGACAUGAUGGACGCCGCACGGAAGAGAGCUCAGCGCCGAGCAAUCUAUUUGGCUAAACGGCGGGGUGACCCCCGGCAAUAUAUCCAAGCCGUCGGAACCCGCUGUCGCAUCUACCGCGAUGAUGCCCUAUAUCAAGCGACGGAGGACGAGCAGGGACUGAUACCUUGGAAUGGCAAGCAAGACACUCUGAUUGACAGAUUUGAUGGUCGUGCUCUUCUUGAUUUUAUACGGGAUACCAGUUCCCGGAGUUUUCGUGCUCCACAGAGAACUGAAGAGGAAGAAGAAUUGGAAGAGUUUGUUAAUUUUGAGCGUUACCGGGACUUAAUUAAGCAUGGGCGUAGAGGAUUUAAUGAUGCAGAUGGUUUACAAUAUGUUAGCCAAGAGAUAGAGGCUAAGGUUGUUGCUCAAUUUGACGCAGACAGACCUCAAACAACACAGACUCCAACAAGCAAGGGGUCUUAUUCUCAAGUGGGGUUCUCUUAUGAUAAAGAAGUAAAAGAUGAGGCUCAUUAUUCAAAUGCAGAGGAAGAUGGUGAGGGUGAAGAGGAUGAAGAGGAUGAUUUUAAUAGUGAUGAUAGUUGUGAUGAAGCAAUGGAGUCCGUUGCAAAAGAAUUUGGAGUAAAGAGGUACGGAUGGCUUGUUUACAUGGAUAAAAAGGCAAAAGAGGAGGAAAGGAGACAAAAAGAAGUAAUUAAAGGGGAUCCUGCCAUUAGGAAACUGAGUCGAAAAGAAAGAAGAAAGGCGUCACAGUUGGAAAGAGAAAAGGAAAGGGAAGCUGCUCAAUUUACCGGGAUUCGACGUUCCCAUCACGACCCAUAUCGGUUGUUCUCGUGGAUGUCUCCUUUGGGUUCUCAAUAGAUUAUGGCCUUGUUUGGAAUUUUGCUGGAUUGCUGGAUUUUAAGCCUCAAAACUCUUUUUACUCCAAACUUUUGUUUGGUAAAAUAAAAGAAGUGUUAUAGCUCGAAACUAGGGGUUAUUAAACAACUUAAAAGCAAAAUGCUUUUGACCCACAUAACCUACUUUUUUACAGUUACAAGAUCAUGUUCCCAUGUGAAAAUGACACAGGUGUUAAGUUUAGAUUGAAUAGUGGGUUGAAAAGCGUUAAUUAUUGGAGAAAUGGCUAUUUGAUAAGACAUAAGGUAUAGUUUAUGUGGAUAAUUGAAGGGUGGAAGUGUCUUUUGGUUUGGAAGGGACUUUCAAAUAUAGUAAAAGGGAAGAUAAUUU
Cuscuta campestris is the source of this 1452-nucleotide messenger RNA. The record is from the annotation of a GenBank genome assembly. NCBI's taxonomy places the organism in Eukaryota, Viridiplantae, Streptophyta, Magnoliopsida, Solanales, Convolvulaceae.